GAAACAUUCAAAGCAAAUCUUUGAGCUCUUUCCUUCAGCUUAUCCAGCUUAGCCAUAGUUUUGGUGUCAGAUGACAGGCCUUUUGUUGGAACCAAAGAAAUGUGAAACCUAACUGCCCAGGCAGCUUUCUUACCCUCCGAGCUCACAGACUAGAAAUGAGCCGCCACACCUGAAGCCUGUGGGCCCAGAGGACACGUUUGGUCAGACCCAGCCGACAGCCUCCCACCUGCGUCCACGCCUUGGAACCCACAGUGGGACGGCGGGACGAUGAACUAAGGAUGCAGCCGCAGAGAGCGUUUCCCGAGCGUCCAGCAUGCAGGCCUCCCCGCAGAGGCCCGGCAGCGUGACGAGGUGAGAGCAGGUUAUGCCGGCUUAGCCACACGCCCAGCGUCCCCGCCAGAGACCGCGAUUCGGCCGUGCGGGCAGAGGCCAGCUCCGAGCCACGCUGGAGAACCUGGAGCAGGUCCUGAAGCACAUGCGCGAGACGGCGGAGCGGCGGCAGCACCUGGAGCUGGAGCAUGAGCAGGCCCUGGCCGUCCUCAACGCCAAGCAGCAGGAGAUCGACCUUCUGCAGAAGGCUCAGGUUGAAGCUAAGAAAGAACAUGAAGGUGCGGUGCAGCUGCUAGAGUCUAAGGUCCGCGAACUGGAGGAGAAGUGCCGGGUGCAGAGCGAGCAGUUCGGCCUGCUGUCCCGCGAGCUCCAGGUGCUGCGGCUGCACGCUGGGGAGAGCGGCCUGCGGGGGCACAGCCCUGGGGCGGCCUGGGACAGCCCCCCGUCCCCCAGCAAGCCCCUGCCGCACUUCAUGAACGGAAUAGCCACGUCCAUCGGCAGAGGCCAGGAGGGCUCGAGUGGGAGUCGCUCUGCGGCUGGUGAGCACGUCCGACCCCUCCCGCUGCCCGGGGACGAGCCGGAGCCGACCAAGCCCACCCUUCCGCCGGGACCCAGCAGCCCAAGAUGCAGAUUUGAACCAGACAUGGGCGAUGAGCGGAACUCCUCCAGGCACAGCUACUCGGGGCAGGUGCACCUGUGUGUGGCCCGCUACAGUUACAACCCCUUCGACGGGCCCAAUGAGAACCCGGAAGCAGAGCUGCCCCUCGCGGCCGGGAAAUACCUCUACGUCUACGGAGACAUGGACGAGGAUGGGUUCUACGAAGGUGAGCUCCUGGAUGGGCAGAGGGGCCUGGUGCCCUCCAACUUCGUGGACCUCGUGCAGGACAACGAGUCGCGGCUGUCGAGCUCGCUGGGGACUGAGCAGGACCAGAAUGCCAUCAACCGCCCCAGCCUGGAAGGGGAGACCAUCCUGGACCUCCACGGCCCCCCGCCCGCGGACUCCGGCCUCCUUGACGGCGGCACGGGGACGCUGGACGUGAGCAUCGACGAGGUGGGAGAAGACAUUGUGCCUUACCCUAGGAAAAUCACCCUCAUCAAGCAACUCGCCAAAAGUGUCAUCGUGGGCUGGGAGCCCCCGGCCGUGCCGCCCGGCUGGGGCUCCGUGACCGGCUACAACGUCCUUGUGGGCAAGGAGACGCGGGUGAGCCUGGCGCUGGGCGGCAGGACCAAGGCGCUGGUGGAGAAGCUGGACCUGGCGGCCCGCACCUACCGCGUCUCCGUGCAGUGCGUCACGAGCCGCGGGAGCUCGGACGAGCUGCGGUGCACGCUGCUGGUGGGCAAGGACGUGGUGGUGGGCCCCUCCCAGCUGCGCGUGGACCACGUCACGCAGGUGUCCGCCCAGCUCUCCUGGCUCCCCACCAACAGCAACUACAGCCACGCGAUCUUCCUUGACGACGAGGAGCUCGACGUCGUCCAGGCCGCCAGGUACACGUACCAGUUUCUCAACCUCAGGCCCAGCGCGGCCUACAAGGUGAGGGUCCUCGCCAGGCCCCACCAGAUGCCCUGGCAGCUGCCCCUGGAGCAGAGAGAGAAGAAGGAGGCCUGUGUGGAGUUCUCCACGCUGCCGGCAGGCCCUCCGGCCCCCCCACAGGACGUCACCGUGCAAGCUGGGGCCACCGCAGCCACCGUGCAGGUCUCCUGGAAACCGCCCACCCUGACGCCCUCGGGGCUGUCCAACGGGGCCGACGUGACCGGCUACGGCGUGUAUGCCGAGGGGCAGCGGGUGGCGGAGGCCGCGUCCCCGUCGGCGGUGGGCACGGCCGUGGAGCUGGCGCGCCUGCGGGGCCUGGGGGCCGCGGCCGUGACCGUGCGCACCCUCUCGGCGCAGGGCGAGUCCGCCGACUCCGGCGCCGCCGCCGUGCCCCCCGGCCUGCUGGUGCCGCCUGCCCCGAAGCCGCCAGCGAGCGCCGGAGGCCCCGACGCGGGAGACGAGCCCGCGGGCCCCCGGGACGCGCCCUGGGAGCCGCCGCGCGCCCCGGGCCCCGCCACGCUGGAGCCGCCCCGCGCGCCCGGGAGGCGCUCGCCCUCGCCCAGCCGCGUCCUCCCGCAGCCGCAGGGCGCCCCGCUGCCCAGCACGGUGGCCAAGGCCAUGGCCCGCGAGGCCGCGCAGAGGGCGGCCGAGAGCAGCCGGUUAGAGAAAAGGAGCAUUUUCCUGGAAAGGAGCAGCGGGGGGCAGUACGCAAACUCGGACGAGGAAGACGGCUACGGCUCCCCAGAUGUCAAGAGGAGGGGAACGUCAGUGGACGACUUUCUGAAAGGCUCUGAACUUGGAAAGCAGCCCCCCUGCUGCCACGCCGAUGGGUACCACACGGAGAGCAGCCGCGGCUCCGACCUCUCGGACAUCCUGGAGGAGGACGAGGAGGAGCUCUACUUGGAGAUGCAGCUGGACGGCGGGGGCCGGCGGCGGCCCAGCAGCACCUCGCACGGUGCCCUCAAGGAGUGCUCUAAGAAUAAGACCACUGAAGGAGCUUUCUUGGAACAGCUCGAGUUUCCCCAACAGACCCACCACAGUAAGAAACUUUUCAGUAUUCCUGAAGUAGCGGAAGAGGACGGGGAGCCGUGCGAGCUCUUGCACAAGCAGAGCAUAGGGCACUACUCCAGGGCCAGGGCUGUGCUGGCCAAAGACCCCCGGCCCGGCUGGCCCUGCCAGGGGGACGAGGCCCCACAGGGCUCCUGGCCCCCCACCAGACACAGGGGCCCGGGGAUCACCCUCCCCGUGGACGACUUCGUCCUCGAAGACAGAGGUGCUAGGUUCAGCCGCUCGGCCACCAGAAGCCCAGACAGUGGCCUCGACUGCGGGAGUGAGGAAGACGAGCUGCGAUUCAGUUUCAGAACCACAGCCUCCAAACGCAGCCCCGGCCCUACUCAGUGUCCCUGCAGCAGGAACCUGAGACCCCUGCUCGCCCGGCGGCGAACCCUGACCCGACAGAGCAGCAUCGAGGAAGAUUUUGGGGACCAAGUGGCCCCCAGUGACAAUGUCAGGAGUGAUGAAGCCCAGCCCUGCCAGGAGCAGCCCAGCCCUGGGAAGUAUGGCUGGGAUGAGCCCACGGGUCACGAAGAUUUUCGGGGUGUCUGGAGGAAAAGCAUAAAAAUGCCCGACAGUAGGGUAACUGUCCGCCACGCAGAACCAUCUCCCCGAGUGGCAGAAAGCCCUUUGAUUUUAGGGAACCCGGCGUCUGCAGGACGGGCCGGCAGGCCGGAGCACAUGGGCCGGAAGUUUCCUCAGGGCAGUGCUGGCUCCCAGAGGCCCUGGCCGGGGCUGGCCCCACCCAUCGACGGCGGAGCCCGGGACCGCCUCUCCCCAGACCCCGACGAGGAGUCGGAGACAGACCCCGGUGCCGAGGAGCUCCCGGCCCGGAUCUUCGUGGCUCUCUUUGACUACGACCCACUCACCAUGUCCCCGAAUCCCGAUGCUGCAGAAGAGGAGCUCCCCUUCAAGGAAGGGCAGAUCAUCAAGGUUUACGGGGACAAAGACGCUGACGGCUUCUACCGCGGGGAAACCUGCGCCAGGCUGGGCCUCAUCCCCUGUAACAUGGUCUCUGAGAUCCAGGCCGACGACGAGGAGAUGAUGGAGCAGCUUCUGAGACAGGGAUUUCUCCCACUGAACACGCCUGUGGAGAAAAUAGCAGACAGGGGCACCAGAGGCGGCCGGCAGCACCCAGCGUCCACACGGAGGAUGGUGGCCCUGUAUGACUACGACCCGAGGGAGAGCUCGCCCAACGUGGACGUGGAGGCUGAACUUACAUUCUGUGCAGGAGAUAUUAUUACUGUUUUUGGUGAAAUUGAUGAAGAUGGAUUUUAUUACGGGGAUCUUAAUGGGCAAAGAGGCCUUGUACCUUCAAACUUCCUGGAAGAAGUGCCUGACGACGUGGAGGUUUAUCUUUCGGAUGCACCGUCCCACUACUCUCAAGAGACACCAGUGCGCUCAAAGGCCAAAAGGGUUCCUCCUGAGGGUUCAGGUUCAGCAAGGAGAGCUCCAUCCCCCACAGUCCAUCUCCAUUCGGGGCCACCUACAUCAUCUAUGGGUUCUGGUAGUCCUGGGAGAGGCAGGGAAAUGUCCUCAAGAAAGAAAAAGGGGCUGCUUUCCAAAGGCAAGAAACUGCUGAAAAAGCUGGGUGCGGUGAAAUGAUUCAUGUGCUUCUGGACAACUUCCAAAUCUAUGUAAUUUUCUUUAAUUCCAAACUAGGGCUUUCAUGACUCAAGUACUUCCUAAAAAAAAUCUUCUCCCUUGACACCAGUAGAGACAUGCACUUUUGCACAGCCAUCCACUUUAAGCAUCUGCAAGGACACAGAGGUGCUGUGGCUCUCUUUGCCAGUCUCCGUGGCCAGGCUGCUCUUACUGUCCAAGCUCUGAUUCGGGAGGUGGGUGGGUGGGUCCUACUGACCCACAGGGGCAUGGUGGCCACCUGCCCACCCCCUCUGUCAUUUCAGUCUCAUGCGUUUGUCAGCCACUCUUAAAGGAAUGAUUCUCGACUUCCCUUCUCAAAAUGCUUGCCUCAUAAUGCAUCACCCUCACUCAGCUCUGGUCUUGAAAUUCCUAGUUUAAUCCUCCUUGAUGUUCUGCCUUAUAAACGCACAAUGAUUUGUACUGUCUAAUAAAAAACGCAAUGUAGAUUUUGUGCUGUGCCCUCGGUGGUCCUCACCUUCACUGACACAGUUGUUUGAAGUCAGGCCUUGUGGGCUGUGCAUCCUAAGAUAUUGGUUAUUGCCUUUACAAAAGCAAGCCAGACAACACACAGAAAAUGCUUACUUACUCAGUCAUUCAGAAAAGAGAGGACAGGAAGUAACUUGAUUUCAUAAAGUACUGGUAUUCCAACCUACCAGAAAGCUGAAAAUCGUCUCUGCUUUUAGAGUGACACUUUGUGGCAUAUUGAUUUCUUUUACUUUCAUUGUUUGUCAAAACACCAUAUGCAGUCAUUCGACGAUGAAUGAAUACGCAAACAUUCGACAAUGAACAGCACACAAGUAAAAUAAUCCACAUAAUGCAUAAGCCACACCCAAAAUAUCUCAAGGUUAACUAUGUUCAAAAUUAUUCCAUACCAACCUUCACCAUUGGCAUUUGAACAAAACACAAAGUUGGUGGCAGAUGUAAUUUGAUGGUUACUAUUUUGUAAUUCUUGUCCACUUGUAAAUUGUUUUUACUCUUUAUACAUACUUUUCAGACUGCCUUUCUUUUGUAAUUUAUGGAAGGUUUAUAAAUGAAUGAUCAAAGCUUUUCCCAUUGUGUCUUCAGAAACUAUUGUAAAUUGUACUAUACCAGUAUGUGUUAAUUUAUUAAAAGAGAAUCACUUGAUGUGUGGCUAAGUGCUGUGUGGAUGUGUGCAUGUGUACAGUUAGUGUAAAAAUAUUUUAUAGAAAUAAAAUUUGUUAUUUUAUAUGA
Molecule: messenger RNA, 5770 nt
Organism: Choloepus didactylus (southern two-toed sloth)
Lineage: Eukaryota; Metazoa; Chordata; Mammalia; Pilosa; Megalonychidae
Gene: RIMBP2
Product: RIMS binding protein 2
Exons: 23
Coding region: 476-4519 (1347 amino acids)
Biological process (GO): neuromuscular synaptic transmission
Molecular function (GO): protein binding
Source: RefSeq, a predicted model, not a curated record